AUGGGGGGUAUGGGGAGGCAGGAGGUGGCUUGCAAUCAUCGAUCCAGACUCCCCUGCUCCGGAGACAGAAACACCUGCAGAAAAGCGACAGCCAUCAAGAAAACAACACUACAGCAGAGGGAAGAUCACAAUGAAGCCCCUCCCCCUGUCUCCAUUGGAAGCCCAUCAUCAGCGCCGGUGGGCGGAGCUGGCGAGCGGCAGGCCUUAGAGCUGCGGGUCCGGGCAGUGGAGGAAGAGAAUCGGGCACUGCGCCGGGAGCUCAGCCGGCCACCCAGGAGCCCGUCGGCGCGCCUUCCAAACAGUGGUCACCGUGGUAACCAGAGCCGAACCCAUUCAGAGGAGGGCACCGGUGACAAUGAGGGUCAGAAAGCUGCUGCAGUGGGGAACAGCUCAGACUGUGUGCAGCAGCCAGUGGUGGAUAAGUGUGAGACCAUCCAUGUGGCCAUCGUAUGUGCAGGUUACAACGCCAGUCGAGACGUGGUGACACUGGUUAAAUCUGUCCUUUUCCACAGGCGGAACCCACUACAUUUCCAUUUCAUCACAGACUCCAUUGCUCAGCAGAUCCUGUCCUCUCUAUUCCAUACCUGGAUGGUUCCUGCUGUCAGAGUCGACUUCUAUGACGCAGAUGAGCUGAAGUCUGAGGUGUCAUGGAUCCCCAACAAGCAUUACUCUGGAAUCUACGGCCUGAUGAAGCUGGUGCUCACUAAGACGCUGCUGUCCGACCUGCAGAGAGUCAUCGUCCUGGACACAGACAUCACGUUUGCCACUGACAUUGCUGAACUCUGGGCUGUCUUCCACAAGUUCAAAGGUAACACAGCUCCUAUUUCCUUACUCUGUAAAGGCAGUAACUAGUAGUUUUAUCUUGAAACUGAUGAUGGUCGUUUUGUGCUGAUAAUCAGUGUGUGGCAAAUUACGGGGAGCCCUGUAGUUUUGAAUGAACUUCACCAUAUCUGCCCAGUGACAGCAGUACGGAGUCAGAGUAAAGGUCUGUCAUAGCAGCUGUUGGUCCUGAAGCAGGUCUGUCCAUCUUUUGCGAUCUCUCCUCUCCACACACAUUCUCCUGGCUGAUUCAUCAGUCACUGCAUGACUCACCAUGUAGGAUUGUUCUUGUUGAAUCAAUAUGUGGUUGUUAUCUGGAUAGAAGCUGCAUGUUACAUGUGUGAUGAGCUUGGAGGAGUAGCUCUCCCUGUUAAUAAUAAA
Messenger RNA from Micropterus salmoides (largemouth bass), 1200 nucleotides. Its product is annotated as LARGE xylosyl- and glucuronyltransferase 1-like. The transcript is spliced from 5 exons. Bases 1 to 852 code for a protein of 283 amino acids. Gene Ontology annotation, molecular function: glucuronosyltransferase activity; xylosyltransferase activity. The record is from RefSeq and is a predicted model, not a curated record. NCBI's taxonomy places the organism in Eukaryota, Metazoa, Chordata, Actinopteri, Centrarchiformes, Centrarchidae. Gene Ontology annotation, biological process: protein O-linked glycosylation via mannose.